Molecule: messenger RNA, 1683 nt
Organism: Salvia hispanica
Lineage: Eukaryota; Viridiplantae; Streptophyta; Magnoliopsida; Lamiales; Lamiaceae
Product: bifunctional purple acid phosphatase 26-like
Molecular function (GO): protein binding; metal ion binding; acid phosphatase activity
Source: RefSeq, a predicted model, not a curated record
UAGUCCGUGUAUAUAUGCAAACGAUGAAUGCAAAUCGGUGUCCAGAACUGAGACUCAGAUCAGUUGUGUGUUAAUGUUAUUGUCGAUGUGAAUGAGUAAUGAAUCCAUCUUGUGCUGACUGUGUGCAGCUGCAAUUCAAUUUUCAGGGGAAAGAGUUGAUGACGAUUAAACUGCUGCUUUUGUCAUGUCUUCUGUUGACCAGCAUAAGCAGUGGGUGUGCUGGUCUAACCAGUGCCUUUAUCCGUAAUGAGUGGCCAUCUAUUGAUAUUCCUCUCAACAAUGAAGUUUUUGCAGUUCCCAAAGGUUACAAUGCUCCACAUCAAGUGCAUAUUACACAGGGUGACUAUGAUGGCAAAGCUGUGAUAAUCACAUGGGUAACAGCUAGUGAACCUGGGUCCAACAUAGUUCGAUAUGGCUUGUCAGAAGGAAAAUACGAUUUCACUGCCAAGGGAACAGUGCAAAACUACACGUUUUACAACUAUAAAUCUGGAUAUAUUCAUCAAUGUCUAGUUGAUGGUCUUCAGUAUAACACAAAGUACUACUAUGAGAUUGGAAGUGGUGAAACCUCUAGAAAUUUUUGGUUUCAAACACCUCCGGCAAUUGAUCCAGAUUCUUCUCACAAAUUUGCAAUAAUUGGUGAUCUUGGUCAAACAUACAAUUCUCUUUCCACCCUUGAGCAUUGUAUGCAGACUGGUGCUCAGACUAUAUUAUUCGUUGGAGAUCUUUCUUAUGCUGAUAGAUACGACAAUCAUGACAUCGGUGUCCGUUGGGACUCUUGGGGUCAAUUUGUUGAACGAAGUGCAGCAUAUCACCCAUGGCUCUGGUCAACCGGAAAUCAUGAAAUUGAGUACUUCCCACAUCUGGGUGAGGUUACACCCUUCAGAAAUUAUCUUCACAGGUAUCCUACACCUUUUUCUGCCAGCAAAAGCAGUAGUCCUCUGUGGUAUGCCGUGAGACGGGCAUCAGCUCACAUCAUCGUCCUCUCCAGCUACUCUCCAUUUGUGAAAUAUACUCCACAAUGGAAAUGGCUUGAACAAGAGCUGAAAAAAGUUGACCGGGAGAAGACUCCCUGGCUUAUUGUUCUGAUGCAUGCCCCUAUUUACAACAGUAAUCAGGCUCAUUUCUUGGAGGCGGAAAGCAUGAAAGUGGUGUUUGAGAGCUGGUUUUGUCACUAUAAAGUUGAUGUUAUAUUUGCUGGUCAUGUGCAUGCCUACGAGAGAUCGUACCGUAUCUCAAGCAUACAAUCAAAUGUUUCAUCGUCUCCGUCAUCUGAUAAGUCAGCCCCAGUUUACAUAACCGUCGGGGAUGGAGGAAACCAGGAGGGUCUCGCUAAUAGAUUUAGAGAUCCCCAACCAGAUUAUUCUGCUUUUCGAGAAGCAAGUUAUGGGCACUCUACAUUAGAGAUAAAGAACAGAACUCACGCCUUUUACCAUUGGAAUCGGAAUGACGAUGGGAAGAGAGUGCCAACAGACGAAUUCGUGCUACACAACCAGUACUGGGGAGACAGCCGUAGAAGAAGAAAACUGGAGAGAGAUUCUAUGUAAAGGAGUGUUAUUUUUUCUGGUCAGCCAAGAAGAAUUGCUAUACACGUACUUCGCUAAUAAGAUAAUCAUCAUUUGUAAUUUACCUUUCAAUAUAAUGUCACAGUACAGUCUUAUAAUAUAAGCGAAGUUUUCCUGGGCA